CUCUACUUCCUCGUUCUUACUUAACCUCACCGCUGCCCAAACACCAGAGAUCUUAGGCUUACAUCUAACACACAACGCAUCCAAGACACAUUCUCCACGAAUUACUCAAAACACCGUCGCAAACAUCUUCGCACGUCUCCACAACUUACUCCUCCACAUUCGCCUCGAAACAAACAACACACGAGUUCUUUAAAAGGAUUUCUAACCCGCUGGUCUGAAGAGCCAUCUCACCACACGCUAUCAAUCAACUUCUGCCGAUCAACACCCUCGACCCUUACCGAACUAUAUCAACUCUAGUCGAUAACCCGGAAUCAUCAUCAGAAAUGGCGCCAAUGAAUAAUCAGAAUUUGAAUUACAGUAGUAAUUACGGCGAGGCCGCUGCCCAGAAGGUCAAUGUCCUUGCCUCUUGCUACCUAGUCGACUCUGCUGCCAACCUCAAGGGCCUCCACUACUGCACUACCGGGGUUGCAGUACUAACUCUACUACAGGGGCCGAGUGGUAUUCCUGAGGUCCCUUCCUCAGGACUACCCUCCCCUCCAACAAGCCCCCCCCUCGCCGCACUAACCUCGUCUAACGAGCUCGCCCUUCUGCCCAAGAGCAAGAAGCGCGAGAUCCCAGGCCGGCGCCUGGGUCGACGAGGGGGGGCAGCACUUUCGAUCAGGGAAGAAUGUGAGAGAUUCUUUUGCGAGUCCAUGAAGACGACUUUCCACGGUGAGAGGAAUUCGUCCAUGAAUGGCUCCGGCCUGUCUGGUGCUUUUUUACCAACGCCGCCGUCCGAUGACCGGCUCCCCGAACACUUCAAGCCUGUUUCUGAUGACAAGCUACCUGCCUACAAUAUUACCGCUUGGCUGGAGAUGUGGGACUAUGCCGGCGGAGCGAGCUUCCGUGCCUUUGUUGCUGAUGACGGAGAGGAGAAAUCUCUCUUUGUUUUCUUUGAUAUCGAAGGCGUACUUGGCCGAGACCUGAAAAAGGCUCUGAUGGCACUUAUCGAACUGGCCGACGGUCCUCUGGACUGUGCCCAUAUUGUCACUUGCAUAGAUAGACGCAUCCCUGCGGACGACGUCCACUCUUUGACAAAGAGUCUACAGUGGGUUGGCUUCGACAUGGUUACUCUAGACCACUGGGCUCAUGGUCUUGAUGUCACGAGCAAGAAGUGGAUGUUGAUGGGUAUGGAGCUAUAG
Molecule: messenger RNA, 1181 nt
Organism: Fusarium oxysporum Fo47
Lineage: Eukaryota; Fungi; Ascomycota; Sordariomycetes; Hypocreales; Nectriaceae
Product: acyl-CoA N-acyltransferase
Exons: 3
Coding region: 324-1181 (285 amino acids)
Biological process (GO): positive regulation of protein catabolic process
Cellular component (GO): cytoplasm; nucleus
Molecular function (GO): ornithine decarboxylase inhibitor activity
Source: RefSeq, a predicted model, not a curated record